AACCGCUUUAGUGGCUGUACCCUGAUCCAUGUGCAAUUUCCUUUCCAGUAAAGAUUUGCAUGUCAUGCCUUUAUUUUAAAAACACAAUUGCCUCCUUAAGUACUCGUCCUGAAUGCAGCCCAUUUCAUACCCUUUGCCACUCACACUCACGUACAGAUUACACUCUUCAUUGCCAAAUUCCACAGUCCCCCAAACAUGGAAAACCCUGCAUUUUGCCAUCAUCGUCUUCCAAUCCUGACAUUUUCCCUUCUACUCUUCUGCACUUGUUUCUUCAAACCUGCACAGUCCUCUCUUGAUACUUUCCUCUAUGGCGGCUGCUCACAGAUAAAAUAUACUCCCGGCUCCCAGUAUGAAACAAACCUUAAUUCUCUCCUCAGCUCUCUAGUCAAUUCAGCCACUUACUCCGCCUACAACAAGUUCACAAUCAUGGGGUCCAGCCGGCAAGACGUAGUGUACGGGCUUUACCAAUGCCGGGCGGACUUAGCCAUGCCGGAUUGCGCCACCUGCGUGGCCCGAGCAGUGACCCAUCUCGGCCCUUUGUGCUCCCAGACAUGCGGCGGCGCCGUACAGCUCGAGGGGUGCUUCGUGAAGUACGACAAUGCUUCGUUUAUCGGGGUGGAGGACAAGACUGUUGUAAUGAAGAAAUGCGGGCCGUCGAAUGGGUAUAAUGAGGAUGAAAUGAGCCGUCGUGAUGCGGUGUUGUCCGGGUUAAAUGGGGCGGGUGGUCCAUAUCGGGUUGGCGGCUCGGAGGAUGUUCAGGGGGUGGCGCAGUGCAUAGGGGAUUUGAGUAUGGGACAGUGUCAGGAUUGCUUGACGGAGGCGAUACGGCGGUUGAAGGCGGAGUGCGGCGGCGCUGCGUUUGGUGACAUGUUUUUAGCUAAGUGUUACGCGAGGUACUCCACCAGUGGUGCCCAGUUUUAUGCUGGGCCAAACCAUGAUUCUCCUCAUCAUGGGGAGUCCGAGAAGACAUUUGCUAUAAUUAUUGGAUUAUUAGCGGGUGUUGCAUUGCUAAUCAUCUUCCUCACUUUUGUGAGGAGGAUUUUCGGGGGAAACGGUAAAUAAACAUAGGACAAAAUAGAUGGGCAAAUUUGCUUUUUGACAGCCCAUUUGCCUUUUCAUUUUCAUCAAGCAUGCAUGGUGGACAUCAACUUGGUUUCCUAUCUUUUUUUGUCUGAAAAUUUACAUGGAUUUCUGUCCCAAAAGGAAAUUUAUAGCAAGAAAAAGCCAGAAAGCUGUGGGUAGGAGCAUGAAGUUCCAAGAAAAAGUUAGCAGGGAGAAGGGAAAUAGAGGUUACUAAGAUUCCUAAUGUGAAGAAAUGGCUAACGGUGGGGUUUUGCACGUUUCCUUCAUUUUCAGAAAGAAGAGGAUAAUAGUCAUUUGGGUAAGCCAUGAUCCACAUUUAUCUCUUGUUGGGUACUUUUGAAUGCUUAUCUCUAAAUUGAGGGACAUCCUUCAUUAGCAUAUACUCCUAGUCGCUAGGAAGUCUUAGCCUCCAAAGAGUCCAGGGCGAGGACCUCCCUCGAACCAUGUUCUCCAUAUUGACGAAGAGGUACACUUGGCGAACCAAGUGUAUGUUACGUGGGGGACAUUUGAGCAUGGGGCUUGGCAAAUUAUCUCCUUUUGGGCUAAAUUUGUGGCUAUUUUGAGCUCCUGCUCCCUUCGCAGGUCGUGUGGUUGAAGGGGGAGGCGCUAGGCUUUUUUAUUUUUGAUUAGGUUGAAUUUCUUUGGACCAUAUGUAUCAAAUAUAAUAUAA
Molecule: messenger RNA, 1753 nt
Organism: Sesamum indicum (sesame)
Lineage: Eukaryota; Viridiplantae; Streptophyta; Magnoliopsida; Lamiales; Pedaliaceae
Product: plasmodesmata-located protein 7
Cellular component (GO): plasmodesma
Source: RefSeq, a predicted model, not a curated record